Molecule: messenger RNA, 1064 nt
Organism: Peromyscus maniculatus bairdii (prairie deer mouse)
Lineage: Eukaryota; Metazoa; Chordata; Mammalia; Rodentia; Cricetidae
Product: olfactory receptor 4C3D-like
Biological process (GO): G protein-coupled receptor signaling pathway
Cellular component (GO): membrane
Molecular function (GO): olfactory receptor activity; G protein-coupled receptor activity
Source: RefSeq, a predicted model, not a curated record
AGGAUAACUCAGUACUUCUAAGCUCCCCAGAAUCGUUCAAAUGAAAGAAACCAGAAUGAAUGUGACUGAAUUCAUCCUCAUGGGGCUGACACAGAAUCCCCAGUUGCAGAGAAUUCUUCUUUUGAUGUUAAUCAUCACCUACGUCGUCACUGUCACAGGAAACCUGCUUAUUGUGUGUACCAUAGUCUGUAGCCAGACUCUGAACUCCCCAAUGUACUUCUUCCUGGCUUUUUUAUCUCUCAUAGAUGCAUGCUAUUCCUCUUCUAUCAUCCCCAAAAUGAUGGCAGAUUUGCUCUCAGAAACAAAAACCAUCUCAUUCAGUGGGUGUAUGAUACAACUUUUUGUUGAGCAUUUCUUAGGAGCUUCGGAGAUUGUCCUCCUUGUGGUCAUGGCUUAUGACCGCUAUGUGGCCAUUUGUAGACCUCUGCACUAUGUGACUAGGAUGAACCACCAUACUUGCCGUCUCCUAGUGGGGAUAUGCUGGAUAAUGGGUUUUCUUCACUCUUUUGGGCAGAUACUUGUUACUCUCUGGAUUCCUUUCUGUGGUCCUAAUGUCAUGGACCAUUUCUGUUGUGACAUCUUCCCCCUGCUACAGCUGGCCUGUGCUGACACUUUCCUCCUUGGUCUCCUGGUUGCUGCCAAUGGUGGUGUAAUUCCUGUGAUCACCUUCACUAUGCUUCUGGUGUCCUAUGUGGUCAUUCUGUGCUCCUUGAGGACACACAGCUCUGCAGGGAGGAAAAAAGCCCUCUCUACCUGUGGCUCCCACAUCACAGUCGUUGUCUUAUUCUUUGUGCCUUGCAUUUAUACAUAUAUGAGACCAGUGACAACUUUUCAUCUAGAUAAAGCCAUAGCAGUGUUUUAUACUCUUGUCACUCCCAUGUUAAAUCCAAUUAUCUACACUGUAAGGAAUGCGGAGGUUAAAAAUGCAAUUAGAAUGUUACUGAGAAAGAAUUCAAUCCUAGAUAAUAAAUGAUAUAAUAUGAAUAUGUUAUUUUUGUACUUCCCCACAACAUUGCUUGUUAUCCAUGAAAAUUAAAUUUCUAGAUCCUCAGUGGUUCCUAGAA